This is a messenger RNA of Phycodurus eques (leafy seadragon), 3733 nucleotides long. Its product is annotated as copine-9-like. The record is from RefSeq and is a predicted model, not a curated record. Gene Ontology annotation, biological process: cellular response to calcium ion. The transcript has 20 exons. Bases 122 to 1771 code for a protein of 549 amino acids. NCBI's taxonomy places the organism in Eukaryota, Metazoa, Chordata, Actinopteri, Syngnathiformes, Syngnathidae. Gene Ontology annotation, cellular component: plasma membrane. Gene Ontology annotation, molecular function: calcium-dependent phospholipid binding.
AGGCGGGGAAGAAGAGGAAGGCUCUCUACAAUGGACGGUGCUCAUCAUCGUGUUGACAUGGUCAGAUUUAUGUCUUUCUACUCGGAGGCUGUUUAGCUCCUUUCCUCCUCCCAUUGUCAUCAUGGCAACCAUCGGGGAAUUCGAUCCACUCAACACGAGAGUCCCCGCAACUAAAAUAGAAGUUACCGUCUCCUGCCGGAGUCUUCUGGAUGUGGAUACAUUCUCUAAAUCUGAUCCUGUGGUUGUUCUAUAUUUGCAGGCUGUCGGAACCAAAGAGUGGAGGGAGUCUGGCCGGACAGAGGUGAUUGAUAACACCCGGAAUCCUGAUUUUGUCAGGAAGUUUGUCUUGGAUUUCUUCUUUGAAGAAAAACAAAAUCUCAGGUUUGAUGUGUACAAUGUGGACUCCCGAAGCUGCAACAUUUCCAAACACGAUUUUUUGGGCCAGACGUUUUGCACCCUUGGGGAAAUCAUUGGCUCCACAGGAGGGCGGCUGGAGAGGACUCUCUCUGGAAUUCCAGGAAAGAAGUGUGGGGUCAUUAUCUUAACUGCUGAGGAGCUCAGCAACUGCAGGGAUAUUGCUACCAUGCAGUUGUGUGCCAACAAGCUGGACAAGAAAGACUUUUUUGGCAAGUCAGAUCCCUUCCUGGUUUUCUACCGCAGCAACGAAGAUGGAACGUUCACCAUCUGUCAUAAAACAGAAGUGAUCAAGAACACAUUGAACCCGGUGUGGCAGCCCUUCACCAUCCCUGUUAGAGCUCUCUGCAACGGCGAUUAUGACAGGACUGUAAAAAUAGAUGUCUAUGACUGGGAUCGAGAUGGAAGCCAUGACUUCAUUGGCGAGUUCACCACCAGCUACAGAGAGCUGUCUCGGGGACAAAACCAGUUCAACGUCUAUGAGGUUAUAAAUCCCAAGAAGAAGGGCAAAAAGAAGAAGUAUGUCAAUUCAGGAACUGUAACUCUGCUGUCCUUCAAAGUGGAGUCCGAGUACACCUUUGUGGAUUUCAUCCGAGGAGGGACACAGCUGAACUUCACUGUUGCCAUAGACUUUACAGCAUCAAAUGGUAAUCCAUCUCAGCCCACCUCGCUCCACUAUAUGAGCCCCUACCAGAUGAAUGCAUAUGCCAUGGCCCUAAAAGCAGUGGGUGAGAUUAUACAGGACUAUGACAGUGACAAGCUCUUUCCUGCCUAUGGUUUUGGAGCUAAGCUGCCCCCUGACGGCAAAAUCUCCCACGCGUUCCCACUGGGUGGCGAUAGCGAAAACCCAAACUGCGUGGGCAUUGACGGCGUCAUGGAGGCCUACUUCCAGAGCCUACGAACUGUUCAGCUGUAUGGACCUACCAACUUUGCACCUGUUAUCAACAAAGUGGCAAACUGUGCAUCAGAGAUAACAGAUGGCUCGCAGUACUUUGUCCUGUUGAUGAUCACAGAUGGAGUCAUAUCUGACAUGGUCCAAACCAAAGAGGCUGUGGUCAAUGCAGCAUCACUUCCACUGUCGAUAAUCAUCGUAGGUGUAGGGCCCGCUGAGUUUGAUGCAAUGGAAGAGCUGGAUGGAGAUGAGGUGAGAGUAUCCUCCAGAGGGCGCCUCGCUGAACGAGACAUUGUACAGUUUGUUCCAUUCCGAGACUACGUGGACAGAUCUGGAAACCAAGUCCUCAGUAUGGCACGGUUGGCUAAGGACGUCCUCGCCGAGAUCCCCGACCAGCUGUUGUCCUUCAUGAAAAGUCGAGGAAUUGAACCACGGCCGGGCAUCUCAUCCUCGCCGCUUCCGUAACCGCACCAAGCGAUUUCGCUCGUCUCCGCCUCUGUCCACCUAAAACUCUGUCCUCCUUUUUGACUCAUCUUCACCGCAAACAGUGAAUUCACUUUGGCUUUUAAAAGGGAAAAGACACAUCCUCUCUUCUCACCAGUCAAGUGCAACAUCAGCAAAAUACUGAAGCCAAGUCCGCCCUCCACUUGCAAAUUUGUAUUUCGAAGCUAAAAUCAACUACAAUUUUGCAUUGUAAUGAUUCCUAAUCAUGAGUCAAAUUCGAGACACACAAUAAAAGCACUGAUGUGGUAAUGACGUCUUGGCAUUGCCUCAAAGCACUUGGUCCCAGAUGCUUCCGUCCACUAGAGGGACAUAUUUCUCUGGUUUAGUAUGUUAUGCUGCAACAUGUUAGCGUCCUCAAUUCACUUAUUUCUUUGGUCUAUUCAAUUUCGGCGGGGAUUUCAAUUCCUAAUUUGGCAAUAUUACUUCAGUUGAAUCAAAAGAAAUGAAUAACUUGUUGCUGGGCGUGUAGGAAGAUCCACUUGUAUCUUCAUUCUUAAUGGAGAACACUUUUACACACACAGGUUCAUUUUGCCACACCCGCCCAUCUUUUCACAGCAUGAAGUGAUGCAGGGUGCAGAUUUGCCCUCCUGCUGUUUGAGAAAUGCCAGUCUCCCUCGCUGGCUGCCCUGCGGAGAGGAGGAUGAGGAGGAGGGAGUGAAGAAAGGAAAAGUGAGGCCGGUGCAAGAGGGCAAGGAAGGAAGUGAAGAGGACAAAAGGAAGAUCCGGAGACUUUAGCUUGAUGCCUGAAAUGAACAUGGAGGAUGGAGGGUGACGUAAAUACAGGAGGAUCACAAAAGUCACACGUUACUCUCUCUCUCUCUCUCUCAUUGUAUGCAUUUUUUGAGAGGGGACCCUCCCUGAUGGAUAAGCGUACAUUCUUUGAAAAGCAAUAGACUUGAUCCUGAGUGUAAUGUUUGCCCUAUGCAUGCCCCGCGCCCCCGCCACGACUCCAUUGGCUGCGAGAAACCGAGCUGUGAUCGAAGGUCGCCCUCUUGUGACCGUCAUUUGUACAGACAACUAUCUGUAUUAUGCAUGAAAAGCUAUCAUCUUCAUACACCGUACUUAUAAUGAUAGUUAUGAAAUGACUUAAUAAUCGAGUCUAAUUUAUCCAUAUGGUGUAUUUUUUAACAUGUUUUUCAUUGUGACGAUUGUGGCUUAAUGGGAUGCUGUAAACAUUUGUGCAAGUAUGUGGAUCAAUUUUAUAACCUUGUUAUUAUGGUAAUAUUAGAUAACGUUGUCCUUGAGUCCCUUGCAUGUUGGGGAAUAAAUGUCCAAGUGCUCAAAAUAGUCUGAAUGAAUAGAUUCGUGAUAUACACGAAGCAGCCACGACAUUAGGUACACCGUCACAGCUCUCCAAUAUAAGAUUUUAAAAAAUAUAUAUAUUACAAUGACAAUAAUGUUGUAUGGUGGUUUGCAAUGGUGUAGAGCUUCACCGCAUCAUAGUGAGAACUCUUUCUAAUAUUUUGCUUAGGAUACCCAUUUAACAAAAUAUUACAAACAGUGCCUGUGUACCUAGUAUUGUGGCUUUUGGCGUAUGUCUGAAUAUUUAAAUUUAACUUGACGAUCAUGUACUGUGUGCAUUGUCUUGCAUAGACCAAGAAAACCUGUCAUAUGGAUAGAAUAGUAGGUAGUGUAAAGCAAUAAAUGGCACUAGCUCAUUUGACAAAAGUAUUCUGACUAAGAGUUAAAGCCCGUGGUCUUCUUUAACAAUAGGAUGCUUUUGUCUGUCUCUCAUCAUUGGUUUAUGCAUGUAUAGAAACGUCCAUACACAGCACUCAGAUUUACUGUGCAGAAAAUCUUGUUUGAAUUCAUUAUACGGUACGCUGAAAAACCCCCCACUAGUUUUACAGUAGACGCUUGGUAGAGAUACAGCCAACUUUUAUAUUUUGUGUAAUGGUGAGGCUAUAUGGCUAUAUUGUAUUU